Molecule: messenger RNA, 1572 nt
Organism: Rotaria socialis
Lineage: Eukaryota; Metazoa; Rotifera; Eurotatoria; Philodinida; Philodinidae
Source: the annotation of a GenBank genome assembly
AUGGCUGCAACAACAACGACAACUGAUGAUUCUAAUUCAUCAUCGUCAAGUUUUGAAAAGCGUCUUACAACUGUGAAUAGUACUCAAGAAAGUGUUCAAACAUUAUCAUUAUGGAUUCUAUAUCAUCGUUCACAACAUGAGCAUUUAAUAAAAACAUGGUUUAAAGUAUUAAAAAAAUCAAAACCAUUGCAUCGUUUAACUUUAUUUUAUGUUGCAAACGACGUAAUUCAAAAUGGUAAAAAACAUAAUGCAUUAGUUUAUCAACAAGCAUUUAAACCCUAUUUAAAUUCUUCAAUGUUGUAUGUCAAAGAAAAUGGUAUUAGAAAGAAGGUUCAGCGUAUACUUGAAAUCUGGCGCGAACGUGGCGUUUACGAUGAAGAUUUUAUUGAUGAAUUAUUAAAAAAACUUCUUGGUACUGAAGUGUAUGAAAAAGAUAAAGAAGUAACUCGUGUUAUUGCUGAAUUUCAACCAAAAUCCUUAUGUGAAACAUUGAUUCGUUUUAAACAGCUUGAAAGUGAAACACUUGUUAAAGAACAAAUGAUAAACAAUGAAUUAAAACUUAUUGAUGGAAUGUCAGUUGAAAAUGUUCGUAAACUAAAAGAUAAAACGUCCACCGAUGCAUAUUAUGUUGAAUAUGAAAAUAGUCGAGAGAAAUUUCAAGAAUAUAUUCGAUAUUUUGAACGUCUUUUACAAGAACGAAAAACUAUUAAGCAACAUUGCAAACAAGCAGAAAUCUUUUAUGAUGCACAAUAUCAAGAUGCCAAUAUUGUUGUCGAAGCAUACAAGAAUUUUGGUGAUAAAGUAGCAACAUUAAAGAAAAAACUUGAUAGUGUAAUAAGAGAUUUACCGGAAACUAUAUCACCACCAUCGGCAGAUAAUGUCCCAUCACCUGGAAAUACACCUCCUGAUUAUCGUCAAACUGAUAUGGAUUUAUCUGAUAAUGAAGAGAAUAAUUCCAAAUCACCUUCAGAUAGAACAGCAAUUGUCCGAACAACACGUGCUGAUCCUCGUCAUAACCGUAAACAUGUUCAUCAUCGUUAUCAAUCAUCUCAACAAUAUUUUGAUGAUGCUGACGAGCGAUCCAAUAAAGAUAAUUCAAAUUUAUCACCAUUAGUUAAUGGUGACAGUAGAACAACAUUACAACAAACACCGAUGAUAGAUGUGAAUUUAAUAACUGAUUUGCUUAUUCAACAUUCACAAUCAACUGGCUUUGAAAAAAGUAUUGAAAUGCUUACACAAACAUUACGACAACUUACAGAUCCAAAUGCAAUAUCAUCAUCAACAACUGCAACAACAACAACAACAACUACAAUGACGACAAAUUCGACUCAACAAUCAAAUCAACUAUCACAAUCAAAUCCCUUUGAAAAUCUACUGAUGAAACGCCUUCAACCAACGAUUCCCUCGGCAGUUCUAACUCCACCGGUAACAUCUCAAGUUUGGUUUAAUUCAACAACUCCACAAACAUUUCCAUCGUCGGUUCCUCCAUUUUUUCCUCUUCCUGGUCAGCAAACAACAAACGUGCCUAUGGAUUUUCAUUCUCUACAACAAUAUCAAAAUCAACGAAACUAA